Messenger RNA from Bipolaris maydis ATCC 48331, 1879 nucleotides. RefSeq names its product cytochrome P450. Lineage: Eukaryota; Fungi; Ascomycota; Dothideomycetes; Pleosporales; Pleosporaceae. The record is from RefSeq and is a predicted model, not a curated record. Gene Ontology annotation, molecular function: monooxygenase activity; iron ion binding; oxidoreductase activity, acting on paired donors, with incorporation or reduction of molecular oxygen.
CCCCUAUUUGCUUUCUUCGCCCUUAUCACUACAAACAUGGACUCACAACUCGCCGCACAAAUCAUGCGUGUGCUGCAGACGACAGGAAUAGCGGCUGUCGUCUUUGCAGCAUGGAUCUUCGUCCCAAGACUACAGCACAGGUACUACAUGAGCAGGCUGCCUACUGUUAGCGCAGGAGCGGCGUACGCGACCACUGCGGGUAAAAUUUAUAAAGAUGCGUAUAAAAAAUUCAAAGACCAAGCCUUCACACUCGUUAAUGAUCAGGGCAAGGAAAACGUUAUUAUCCCUAUGCGCUUCCUCCCAGAGAUCCGAAAUUUGGGCGACGAUGUUCUUAGCUUCUCAAAGGGCAUUAGUGAUGAAAUGGAGAUCCAAUACACCAAACUAGUCGCUGAGAGUCAUACCGUUACUGAUACCGUCAAGACAAGGCUCACAUCCGCACUACCUCGGUUGCACACAUCUAUCGCUGAUGACGUCAAACUAGCCUUCCAAAUCUUUCUACCCCCCUGUGACGACUGGACUGAAGUUAAUAUUAACGAGAAAUUGGUUCCUAUCAUUGCCAAGGUCUCUGGUAGCGUCUUCGUCGGCCCAGAAAUCUCUAGCCAUCCUGACUACCUUGAUGCUGCUUGCAUGUACCCCGUGGAUCUGUUCAACGUCGUCACUGCUGUUAAGAAUAUCAACCCAUGGCUGAAGCCCUUUUUGGCCCCACGCACCCCAGAGGUUCUUACACUCCGCAAACGUGAGCAGCAAGCUAAGAAUGUCCUCCGCCCUAUCAUCGAGCAGCGAAUCGCAGCCAAAGCCAAAGACCCCCAGUGGAAGGAGCCAGAAGACGUACUGCAAUGGAUUAUCAACAGGGGUAACGGCAAGAUUUCUAUCGACGACAUUGUUAGUGGUCAACUUACAUUGAUCUUUGCCGCUAUCCACACUACCAGUACUACCGUUACCAACACCAUGUUCACCCUCGUCUCCAAGCCAGAAUACAUCAAGCCUCUCCAGGAAGAAAUCCGCCAAGCUAUCGCCGAGGAAGGUGGCGUCACCUAUCGUGCAGUCCAAAAGAUGGAAAAGCUCGACAGCUUCAUGAAGGAGGUUCUCCGAUUCCACGGUCCUAGUCUAACUGGUAUGCUCCGCCGCGUGCUCAAGGGUAUUACCCUCAGCAACGGCCAAUACAUCCCCCCAGGCGUCAUGAUCGAAAUUGCCUCUCAAGCCAUCUACCACGACGACCAAUUCUACCCCAACCCCGAAGUCUUUGACGGCUUCCGCUCCUACAAGGCCCGCCAGUCGGGCAAGGCUGCAGACAUUGCCCGCAACCAAUUCAUCACCACCAACGAGGAAAACCUUACCUUUGGCCACGGCAGGCACGCCUGCCCGGGUCGCUUCUUUGCUGCCCUUGAGAUCAAGAUGAUUAUAGCCCGCUUCUUGCUCGACUACGAUAUCAAGAUGCCGAACGGACAAACCGAGAGACACCCCCAGAUUGAAAUGGGUAGGAUAUCAAUUCCCUUCCCUGCAGGCCAGCUUCUCUUCAAGAAAAAGACCACAGCUUAAGCUCAGAAGGGUGCUUAGUUGUUUCCGGAGUAAGAGAGGAGGUUAAAAUCUCAACCCCCUGUGUGUAACCAUCGUUUGGCCGAGGCUUUCAGAUAGGAGUAGUAGGGAUUUUCUUGUAUCGUAGAAGAGACACGUGCAGAUUUCCAAAGUAAGAGUGUUUUUUCUUUUCUUUUGAAACACGCUGGUGGAGCUAGCGAUCCUUUUACUCCUCUGCUAUCAAUGUAGAUUACGGGGAAGGGUGUGGGGUAGUUUCGUAGACUAGGCAUAAAUAAAAUGCAUUCCUUGGAGUCCGUGUUGCCCGGUGGGGUUACAGCGGCCUUCCUGGACGUUCUUAUCAUGU